GAUCACAUCCAUGCAGCCCAACGUUCGGUUGACUCCCAGCAACAAAACGCAAUAUAAUAAAUAAAUAAAUAAAUAAAUUUCCAUGAAAAUACACUCUUUCUUUUUGUUUUUUUGCUCCUCAACCUCUUCCACUUGUUCUUUCAUUUUCUUCUCUGUUUUUCUCCAAUUCAAAAAGCCUUAAAACCUUGAUCUUCCAUGACCCAUUUCCUAUCUCAACCCGACCCGUUCUGGGUCUGAUCCCAUUUCUCCAUCCUCUUCAACGGGAAAAAGAAGAACCCAGAUGAAGUGUUCAAGCAAAAACUGAAAAGAACUAAAAAGGAGAGUGAAAAAAGAGAAAAUUUUUGUCUUUUGAGGGAGUGAAAUAGAGGAGAGAAAUGUAUAAGAACCAGCUGCAGGAGCUGGCGCAGAGGAGCUGCUUUAAUCUUCCUUCGUACACGUGCAUUAGGGAAGGUCCAGACCACGCGCCGAGGUUCAAAGCCACCGUUAACUUUAACGGCGAAACCUUUGAGAGUCCUCACUAUUGUUCUACUCUCCGUCAAGCCGAACACUCCGCCGCCGAAGUCGCCCUCCAAUCCCUCUCUCAUCGUGGCCCUUCUCACUCUCUCGCCGCCAGAAUCCUAGAUGAGACAGGGGUUUAUAAGAACCUUUUACAGGAAAUUGCACAAAGAGUUGGAGCUCCAUUGCCACAGUAUACAACAUUUAGAUCAGGCCUUGGACACCUACCUGUUUUUACAGGAACAGUUGAAUUGGCUGGAAUCACAUUCACAGGGGAACCCGCUAAGAACAAGAAACAAGCAGAAAAAAAUGCAGCCAUGGCAGCUUGGACAUCUCUAAAACAAUUGGCGAAAGAGACUGCAAGUUCUUCCUCAGAGCCGGAGAACAAUGAUGAGCUUGAACAGAUCACAAUAGCUCGGGCAUUGUUGCAUUACCGAAUAAAGGAAAAGAUGGCUGUAGCAAACUCCUCCAAUGCCCCAAUACCAUUUACAAAGAAGUUUCCUAUUCAGAAUCCUAGACCAACAAGUCCACAGCCUCCUACUACCACCUCAAAAAUACUUCCCUUAAUCUGCCCAAAGGUGUUUCCUCGAAACAGAUCUAUGUCGGCAACAGCAAAUGACAAGAACAUACUGCCAUCAUUGCAGGCAACUACACCUGAAAGCCGUGGGACUCGUCUGCAGAGAUUCCCUGCAGCUGGAGCUGCUCCUUAUGUUCCCAUCCGACAAUUUAGGGCACCUUGCCAUGGCAUUGCUCCGCCAGUGACAAUAAGAACUGCAGUGCCUGUUUUUUCUGCACCACCAUGUCCGGCUCCAUCUGCAGUAUCCCCCCAGCCACCAGCAUCCGCAGUUCCUUCUCAUCCAGCAGCACCUGUUGUUCCUGCUCAGCCUCCAAACGCUGCUGUUCCCCCUCAGCAAUCACCAUCCAGACUCCCCACCCAAGUGCUGCGAGCUCCUUCUGUAUGUAUUGCUCCGCCUGUCACCAUUAGGCAAGUGGUUCCAGUAUUUGCUGCUCCACCAGUACGACAAGAAGAUAUUCCAUCUGUUACAAAUAAAGAUGUUCCAACUGUUACUGUUUCUGCCCUGCCUAACAAAUCACCUGCUCAAAUAGAGGAAGCUGCAAGCACAACAGGAAAGAACCUGCAAGAAUUUGAGACAGCCCAGCGUUUAGAGCAACUAUAAAUCUGAUAUGGUAGUGAAGGAGCAAAUUUGAGGCAAUGGGACAAGAGCUAUGGUUUUGUGUUGGUAUCAAGUCUGUUUUGUUAGUUUUUGUGAUCUCAUCAUUUGAGUGUUUUUAUCCUAUCCUUCCUUUUUCUUUACCAUCUUUUUUGUUUUCUUAGAAGCUACAGUUUCUGCAGGUUAAGUUAGAAUCAGUAGUCCCCAUAUCAUUGCUGUUAAAGUUAUACAAUGCUUAGAUUGAUGUUGCAAGGGCAAUUCUUUUAGAAUGCCUAGCCAAACAAAAAGGGUUUUUUUUUUUUUUUUUCAUCUGAAAGGAGUAUCCCCUAGUAGUUUGUAAACUUUCAGGCUUCUUUAUGUUAGAAAAAAUUUUCACUGUUGAAAUAGGAACUGAGAUCUUUACUCACCUAAAUGCAAUGUCUGUCUGUCUGGACUAUAGGCCUUUUUGUUGCUUAGGCCAAGAACAGGACAAA
Messenger RNA from Durio zibethinus, 2140 nucleotides. RefSeq names its product double-stranded RNA-binding protein 2-like. The record is from RefSeq and is a predicted model, not a curated record. Lineage: Eukaryota; Viridiplantae; Streptophyta; Magnoliopsida; Malvales; Malvaceae. Gene Ontology annotation, molecular function: double-stranded RNA binding.